Molecule: messenger RNA, 300 nt
Organism: Labrus mixtus (cuckoo wrasse)
Lineage: Eukaryota; Metazoa; Chordata; Actinopteri; Labriformes; Labridae
Product: cytidine monophosphate-N-acetylneuraminic acid hydroxylase-like
Exons: 2
Coding region: 46-300 (84 amino acids)
Source: RefSeq, a predicted model, not a curated record
GACAUUUUGGAUGACGGGGGGCUUCAGCUGGUUGAAUUGAGCCCCAUGGACCCCAGGCUGGCUGACCCACGAGAGCCUCAGGAGCUCCAGGAAGGAGAAGUGAAGGUGACAUACAUGACCCACGCCUGCAUGGAGGUGCAGCUGGGCCAGAAGCGGUUCAUGUUCGACCCAUGGUUGAUAGGUCCUGCAUUCGCCCGAGGUUGGUGGCUUGUCCAUGAGCCUCCAGCAGACUGCCUGGACCAGAUGUGUACAGCAGAUUUCAUCUACAUCAGCCACAUGCACUCGGACCACCUUAGGUAA